AUCAUGAAUGGCUUAAAGAAACAGAGUUUCCUCAAAAAUCCAAACAAUUAUAUGCCAUAAUUGCAGAAUACAGUUCACGGCUGCAUCACUACCAGGCCAGAUUUCGUAUGCCUAAGGAGCAACUGGAGCUUUUAAAGAAGGAAAGCCAGACUUUGGAGAAUAAUUUCCGUGAAAUCCUGUCUUUAAUUGAACAAAUUGAUGUUCUGAAGGCAUUGCUUAGAGAUAUGAAGGAUAGCUCACAGAAUUAUAGCUGGGCUAGUGCUGGAGAUGCCUUACAAGAACAGGACAGCCCUGAAGUGCUGGAUGAGGAAAUGUCAAACUUGGUACAUUACGUACUUAAGAAGCUGAGAGAAGACCAAGUUCAGAUGGCUGAUUAUGCCCUAAAGUCAGCUGGAGCCUCUAUCAUUGAAGAAGGGACCUCAGAAAGUUACAAAAACAAUAAGGCAAAACUGUAUUGGCAUGGGAUAGGGUUCCUAAAUUAUGAGAUGCCUCCUGAUACCAUUCUCCAGCCAGAUGUACACCCUGGAAAGUGCUGGGCUUUUGCAGGUUCCAAGGGUCAUAUCCUAAUCAAGCUUGCCAGGAAGAUUGUACCAACAGCAGUUACCAUGGAGCACAUAUCAGAGAAGGUGUCGCCCUCAGGAAACAUCUCCAGUGCACCCAAGGAGUUUUCAGUCUAUGGCAUCACAAAAAAAUGUGACGGAGAAGAAAUCUUCCUAGGACAAUUUGCAUAUAACAAGACAGAAAACACUGUUCAAACAUUUGAACUCCAGCAGGAAGCUCCUGAAUCUUUACUAUGUGUGAAACUCAAGAUCCUUAGCAACUGGGGACAUCCAAAGUAUACUUGUUUGUACCGGUUCAGGGUCCAUGGACUUCCCAGUGAAGAGACAUAGAGGAGUAUAGUGGGUGGUGACAAUGCAGCCAGAAUAUUCCAGGAUUCUUAUUCCCUUACAUCAGGUUGAAUCCCUCAGAAUC
Dipodomys ordii (Ord's kangaroo rat) is the source of this 972-nucleotide messenger RNA. It is a transcript of the gene Sun3, whose product is annotated as Sad1 and UNC84 domain containing 3. The record is from RefSeq and is a predicted model, not a curated record. The transcript has 8 exons. Gene Ontology annotation, biological process: nuclear envelope organization. Lineage: Eukaryota; Metazoa; Chordata; Mammalia; Rodentia; Heteromyidae. Gene Ontology annotation, cellular component: meiotic nuclear membrane microtubule tethering complex; nuclear envelope. Gene Ontology annotation, molecular function: protein-membrane adaptor activity. Bases 108 to 890 code for a protein of 260 amino acids.